Molecule: messenger RNA, 795 nt
Organism: Acanthocheilonema viteae
Lineage: Eukaryota; Metazoa; Nematoda; Chromadorea; Rhabditida; Onchocercidae
Source: the annotation of a GenBank genome assembly
AUGCAAUAUGUGAAUCGUGGAAUUCUGGCAAUCAACCGGAUAAUUUACUCUGCAUUUCAAAUUCUACCGUAUGACAAUUUAAUCGUGCAACAUUUACGUAUCCUACCGUAUAACCAUUUACAAUACUUUUCUUUUGCUAGGGCAGAACCAGCGGAUCGUUUAUUGCGAAUUAUUGGUAAUGGCGUUGUCAAGGAUGGCUAUAAUAUGUUUAUGACACCCAGUCAAGCUGAAGGCAAAACAACCAUAGUAUCCGUGGCUAUAUAUAUUGAAUCGAUGUCAUCGUUUAGGACGCAAACAAUGGAUUUUGAAGUUGAUAUGUAUCUUGCUCUAGGCUGGUAUGAUCGUCGCUUAGCCCAUAACUGUACACAUCCAGUGCUUGUAACACAUAAAUUCAUUGUUGAUCGUUUGUGGCAACCAGACCUCUAUUUUGUUAAUUCCAAAUUUGCCUACCUCCAAGAAGUAACAACACCAAAUUUCAUGGUUAUCGUUUAUCCAGAUGGCUUGAUAUUCAAAUCUAUGAGAUUGGAUGUGACAUUAUCAUGCAUGAUGGAUUUACAACGAUUCCCAAUGGAUAAACAAGAAUGUCCACUCAUUAUCCAAAGCUAUGCUUACGUAGAAAAUUUAGUAAAUCUAACAUGGCACGAAGAUCCACCGUACUUUCCUUUUGGAAGUAAUAGCGAAAUUAAAACGAACGAUAUGGUUAUCACGAAUACAAGAUUUGAGAAGUGCCUAACACCGUAUAAGAUGUUUCGUGGUUCUGGUAAUUUGUUUCGUUUCAAAAAUGCUCGAUUGUAA